Messenger RNA from Acinonyx jubatus (cheetah), 874 nucleotides. RefSeq names its product dual specificity phosphatase 19 (gene DUSP19). The record is from RefSeq and is a predicted model, not a curated record. Gene Ontology annotation, cellular component: cytoplasm. Gene Ontology annotation, molecular function: JUN kinase phosphatase activity. The transcript is spliced from 4 exons. Lineage: Eukaryota; Metazoa; Chordata; Mammalia; Carnivora; Felidae. Bases 202 to 867 code for a protein of 221 amino acids. Gene Ontology annotation, biological process: regulation of MAP kinase activity; protein dephosphorylation.
GCCAAUCAAACUUCACCUUACUUGCUGGUGCUGGGGAAAACGGACCUGGAGGUCUUUGUCUGCAGUGUGUGGCUGCUGUUACCUGGACAGGGUUGCACACCUGCGGCUCUAUUUUUUCUCUGAGCGCUAAGGGACGAGCAGUUUGGCCUUUUCCACCGUUGGCUAGAUUUGCUUGUAUUGUUUCUAGCCACUGCUCAUGUAAUGCACUCCCUUAACCAGGAAAUUAAAGCGUUCUCCCGGAAUAAUCUCAGGAAGCAAUGUACCAGGGUGACAACGCUAACUGGAAGGAAAAUUAUAGAAACAUGGAAAGAUGCCAGAAUUCAUGUUGUGGAAGAAGUAGAGCCGAGCAGUGGGGGUAGUUGUGGUUAUGUGCAGGACCUUAGCUUGGACCUGCAUGUUGGUGUUAUUAAGCCUUGGUUGCUCCUUGGGUCACAAGAUGCUGCUCACGAUCUGGAUACUCUGAAAAAGCACAAGGUGACACAUAUUCUCAAUGUUGCAUAUGGAGUUGAAAAUACUUUCCUCAGUGACUUUAUAUAUAAGACUAUUUCUAUAUUGGAUCUGCCUGAAACCAAUAUCCUGUCUUAUUUUCCAGAAUGUUUUGAAUUUAUUGAACAAGCAAAAAUGAAGGAUGGCGUGGUUCUUGUUCAUUGUAAUGCAGGAGUUUCCAGGGCUGCUGCAAUUGUAAUAGGUUUCCUGAUGAAUUCUGAAGAAAUCUCGUUCAUCAGUGCUUUUUCUUUGGUGAAAAAUGCAAGGCCUUCCAUAUGUCCAAAUGCGGGCUUCAUGGAGCAGCUUCGUACAUACCAAGAGGGCAAGGAAAGCAAUGAGUGUGACAACAUACAGGAAUUAGAAAAGGGUGACAGUUCAUGAGUUACAU